AUGUCUGCUGCAGAACCUUGGGAAUAUCCUGAACAUAAAACAUUUGAACGUGUUCCUUCUUUGGAACAAGUUGAUCCUAAUGACCAUAAAGCUGUUUAUGCUGCACGUAACCAAAAAAUCCGUGAUGAUUGGGUUAAAGUUAUGGAAGCUCGAUUAAUAAAGGAAAAAUUAGACGAAUGUUAUAGAACUGAAGGUGUCAAUCACUAUCAAACAUGUCGUGAAUUGGCUGAUAUGUACUUUGCCACAAUUAAGACACAUAAAGUAGAAGGUUUUCGUAAACAUACAUAA
This is a messenger RNA of Cokeromyces recurvatus, 288 nucleotides long. RefSeq lists its product as uncharacterized. Bases 1 to 288 code for a protein of 95 amino acids. Lineage: Eukaryota; Fungi; Mucoromycota; Mucoromycetes; Mucorales; Mucoraceae. The transcript is spliced from 4 exons. The record is from RefSeq and is a predicted model, not a curated record.